UUAUAGGACGGUUUGCGAAGCAUGUUGCGUGCCUGCGUCACUGUCACGUGCGUGUACGUCAAAACUCGGAAGUGAGAGGGCGGUGUUUUGGUUAGGGCUGUUGUUGGGUUUACGAACCAAGUGUCCACCAUGACAGCCAUCAAGCACGCUCUCCAGAGAGACAUCUUCACUCCCAACGAUGAGCGGCUUCUUGGCAUCGUCAAUGUCUGCAAGGCAGGAAAGAAAAAGAAGAACUGCUUCCUGUGUGCAACAGUCACCACGGAGAAGCCUGUCCAAGUUAAAGUCGUGAAGGUAAAAAAGUCAGACAAAGGUGACUUUUACAAGCGACAACAGACUUGGGAGCUUCGAGAUCUGACUGAAGUAGAUGCCAAAGAUGCAAGCAAGGAAAAUCCUGAGUUUGACCUUCAUUUUGAGAAAGUAUACAAAUGGGUGGCAAGUAGCACGGCUGAAAAAAACUCCUUCAUUUCCUGCAUCUGGAAGCUGAACCAGCGUUAUCUGAGGAAGAAGUUGGAGUUUGUGAAUGUCAGCUCUCAGUUACUAGAAGAACUUCCUAAAGCGGAAGAGUCAGUUCCGAGCGGUGAAAGCCAAAGUGUUGCAGGAGGGGAUGAAGAUGCUUUGGAUGACUACCAGGAGUUGAGUGCUCGUGAGGAGCAGGACAUCGAGGGCAUGAUGGUGUCUUGUGAAUAUGCUAUCUCCAAUGCUGAGGCUUUUGCAGAGAAGCUCUCAAAGGAACUUCAGGUUUUAGAUGGGGCCAACAUACAGUCCAUCAUGGCAUCAGAGAAGCAGGUCAAUAUCCUGAUGCAGCUGCUGGAUGAGGCUCUGUCGGAGGUGGACACCAUUGAGGGGAAGCUGAGCAGCUACGAGGAGAUGCUUCAGAGUGUCAAGGAGCAGAUGGACCAAAUCUCACAGAGCAAUCUCCUCAUACAGAUCAGCAACACCAACAACAGCAAGCUGCUGGAUGAAAUUCAGUUCCUAGUGAACAACUUGGACUUGUCCAAAGGUCACAUUAGGGCCUUACAGGAAGGUGACCUGAUGUCUCCCAAAGGCAUCGAGGCCUGCAUCAAUGCCUCUGAAGCUCUUCUGCAGUGCAUGAACGUGGCAUUGAGACCAGGUCAUGACAAGCUUUUGGCAGUGAAGCAGCAGCAGCUCCUUUUUGCUGAGCUGAGAGACACAUUUGCUCGCCGUCUUACCAAUCAUCUCAACAAUGUCUUUGUCCACCAGUUCAACCACUUCAGUCACUUCAAAAUGACCAUCCCUCAGUUCUAUAGGUCUUCCUGUCUAUCACUUCCCGGCCAUGACCAGAGCUCCACCCUGUCACAGAACACAGCAGAACUGACUCUGCCCAAACACAGCCCCCUACACAGAGACCUGCUGCGCUACGCCAAGCUCAUGGAGUGGCUAAAGAAUACUCACAGGGAGAAGUACGAAGGCUUGUCGAGGACCUACGUGGACUAUAUGAGCAGACUGUAUGAAAGAGAAAUCAAAGACUUUUUCGAGGUUGCCAAGACAAAAAUGGCCGGCACCACCAAGGAGGCGAAGGGAAAGUUUGCUACGCUUCCGCGGAAAGAAAGUGCACUCAAACAGGAAACAGAAAGCCUUCAUGGCAGCUCUGGGAAGCUGACAGGAUCCACCUCCAGCCUUAACAAACUGACAGUGCAGACCUCAAACAGUCGGCGCUCCCAGUCUUCCUCACUGCUGGACAUGGGCAACAUGUCUGCUUCUGACCUGGAUGUUGCUGACAGAACCAAGUUUGACAAGAUAUUUGAGCAAGUCCUCAGUGAGCUGGAGCCUCUCUGCCUCGCAGAACAAGACUUCAUCAGCAAGUUCUUUAAACUGCAACAGCAUCAAACAGUUUCACCUCCACUUGCUCAGCCUGAAGCAGAGGAAUCAGAUGGAGGAAUUCCAUCAAGACAGCCUCCACAGACAGAACACAGACAGUCCUUUUCAUCAGAGAAAGAUCUGGUGCGACUGAUGAUGAAUAAAAUCUUCCAGAGCAUUGAGACGGAGCUCAACAGUCUCAUUGCACUUGGUGACAAGAUUGACAGCUUUAAUUCUCUGUAUAUGCUGGUGAAGAUGAGUCACCAUGUGUGGACGGCUGAAAAUGUCGACCCGGCCUCGUUCCUUAGCACUACGCUGGGAAAUGUACUGGUCACUGUCAAACGGAACUUUGACAAAUGCAUUUCUGGUCAAAUCAGACAAAUGGAGGAAGUUAAGAUUUCAAAGAAAAGCAAAGUCGGUAUUCUAGCUUUUGUGGUUGGAUUUGAGGACUUUGCAGAGCUAGCUGAAACCAUCUUUCGUAAUGCAGAACGUCGCGGUGAUCUGGACAAAGCUUAUGUCAAACUUAUAAGGGCUGUCUUCGUGAAUGUGGAAAAGGUGGCCAGCGAAAGCCAGAAGACUCCUCGAGACGUUGUGAUGAUGGAGAAUUUCCACCACAUCUUUUCCACACUGUCACGUCUAAAGAUCUCCUGCUUAGACACAGAGAGACGGGAAGCGAAGCACAAAUACACCGACCAUCUGCAGUCCUACGUCAUCAACUCCCUGGGACAGCCACUGGAAAAACUUAAUCAUUUCUUUGAAGGAGUAGAGGCACGCGUAGCUCAGGGUGUUCGUGAGGAGGAGGUGAGCUACCAGCUGGCCUUUAACAAACAAGAGCUCCGCAAAGUAAUAAAGGAGUAUCCUGGCAAAGAGGUGAAAAAGGGGCUAGACAACCUUUACAAGAAGGUAGAUAAGCACUUGUGUGAGGAGGAGAGUCUGCUUCAGGUGGUGUGGCACUCCAUGCAAGAUGAGUUCAUACGGCAGUACAAGCACUUUGAAGAUUUGAUUGGCAGGUGCUAUCCUGGAUCUAGUAUAACCAUGGAGUUUACCAUACAGGACAUGCUGGAGUACUUCUCUAGCAUUGCCCAGUCUCAUUAGUUCUUCUGUAAUGCACUGGAAUUUAGUAAUUCACUACUGCUUCAUACUUGCUGAACACAAGCUUCUAACAAGCUUUUCAAAUGUUAAAAAACUUUCUCUGUGUUUGUUUUAAUGAAAUGUGUACAUUGCCCAGUGAUGCAGAUAUCUCUACAUUGAGUUUGUUCCUGUUUUGAAGACAGAAGAACUCUGCACUAAAUAUUUUUUGCAUUUUACUUUUAUUUCUCCAUGCCAUACGUACAUAAUAAAUUUGCAUAUGUCAACCUUCAA
Cynoglossus semilaevis (tongue sole) is the source of this 3180-nucleotide messenger RNA. It is a transcript of the gene exoc1, whose product is annotated as exocyst complex component 1. The transcript has 21 exons. NCBI's taxonomy places the organism in Eukaryota, Metazoa, Chordata, Actinopteri, Pleuronectiformes, Cynoglossidae. Gene Ontology annotation, biological process: Golgi to plasma membrane transport; exocytosis. The record is from RefSeq and is a predicted model, not a curated record. Gene Ontology annotation, cellular component: plasma membrane; exocyst. Gene Ontology annotation, molecular function: phosphatidylinositol-4,5-bisphosphate binding. Bases 130 to 2913 code for a protein of 927 amino acids.